This is a messenger RNA of Gadus chalcogrammus (walleye pollock), 1314 nucleotides long. It is a transcript of the gene ahsa1b, whose product is annotated as AHA1, activator of heat shock protein ATPase homolog 1b. Gene Ontology annotation, molecular function: ATPase activator activity; protein-folding chaperone binding. Gene Ontology annotation, cellular component: cytosol. Lineage: Eukaryota; Metazoa; Chordata; Actinopteri; Gadiformes; Gadidae. The transcript has 9 exons. Gene Ontology annotation, biological process: positive regulation of ATP-dependent activity; protein folding. Bases 236 to 1249 code for a protein of 337 amino acids. The record is from RefSeq and is a predicted model, not a curated record.
GGCGAGUGCCGGUGAGCAGCCUCUCAUACGGUCCGGGCCCUCAGCUCAGAGGGUUCUAGAAACGUGCAGUGGUCCCGCAACACCGGCUCUCUGAUCAGGAGCUUCACACAGAAAAACACCGAACAAGAAGAAACCGCUCCGCUCCCCGCUCUGCGCUCCCGCUGAGCUCAGUGAAGAUCCGCUCAUUAGAAGAGCAACGUCUGGAUAAAGGUCGUAGCGCUCGUCAAGCUCGGAGAUGGCCAAGUGGGGAGAAGGAGACCCGCGCUGGAUCGUGGAGGAGAGAGCAGACGCGACUAAUGUCAACAACUGGCACUGGACUGAACGGGAUGCCACCAACUGGUCGUCUGACAAGUUGAAGUCCCUCCUGCUGGGCCUGACUGUGGAGAACGAGGAGGGGGCUUGCGAGGUGACAGAGGUGGGCAAGGUGGAGGGAGAGGCCUCCAUCAACAACCGAAAGGGAAAGCUCAUCUUCUUCUAUGAAUGGACCCUGAAGGCCACCUGGACAGGGACCUCCAAAUCGGGCAUUGUUUACAAAGGAAGCAUCGACGUUCCGAACCUCUCGGAUGAGAACGACAUGGACGACCUGGACAUUAACGUGACCAUGAACAAAGACGAGCCGGAGACGCCCCUGCUGGCGCUGAUGCGGUCCACGGGCGCGGACAGGCUGCGGGUGGUGCUGGGGAGCUACCUGGGCCUGCUCCAGACGGAGUUCACUCAGGGAAUGAUCCUGCCCACGGCCAAUGGUGUGUCCAAGCCCCAGUCCUCCCAGUCCAAGACCAAUCUGGACAAAACACAGAUCUCAUCGGGCACUACGGCCCCCCCCCCUAACACGGGGGUGAAGAUCCCAACCUGCAAGUUCAGCAUGAGGGAGACCUUCCUCACCUCCCCGGCGGAGCUCUACAGGGUCUUCCUCAACCAGGAGAUGGUCCAGGCCUUCACCCACGCUCAGGCCACCGUGGAGCCGGAGAAGGGAGGCCGCUUCCGCCUGCUGGACGGGAACGUUCUGGGAGAGUUCACUGAGCUGGUCCCUGACGAGAGGCUCGUCAUGAGGUGGCGGUACAACACGUGGCCCUGCGAGCACUAUGCGACCAUCUCCCUCACCCUGAGUGACCGGGCGAGCGAGACUGAGCUGAAGGCGGAGUUUCGCGGGGUCCCAACCAACGAGGAGGAGCGGACGCGUCAGGGCUGGCAGAGAUACUACUUUGAAGCCAUCAAACAGACUUUUGGCUUCGGUGCGCGGCUCUACUGAGAACACCACCCCUUACUGUAGCGCUCACAGUGUACCUGAGUAUUGGCUUCGGUGCGCGGCUCUAC